This is a messenger RNA of Linum trigynum, 1705 nucleotides long. Lineage: Eukaryota; Viridiplantae; Streptophyta; Magnoliopsida; Malpighiales; Linaceae. The record is from the annotation of a GenBank genome assembly.
CAUGAUAGAUUUUAUAAUUAGCAUUAUCAUAAAAUAUUUCGUGUUAAUCACAAAAUGUAAGGUGGCAACACCUGUACCAAUUUCUACCGUAGUAGCAGGUCUCGUACUUCACUUGGCAGAAAAAUUAGACAAAAUCCAUUAGAUACAUAGGUUUUAGCCGAUUCUUCAAAUUUAGGACUUCAUACUCUCACUAAUUUUAGCUAUACGUAAGGAUCCUAGUCACCACAAACUUCAUUAAAGACAAAUUUCAGCAUUAUCACGUAAACAGCAAAACUAAGCAAGUCGUUGGGCCUUAAGCUUAAAAAUGGCCCAAUCUAAAGCCCGAAACUUCCUUCCCGAAAGAAGGCGGCCCAGUUGGAGCUUCGGGAUAGGAUAGGAUAGACCGGCAGCCAAAACCGUCCCCGCCGAUCAGUGAGGGCGGAAGGAGGACAUUUGUUAUUUUUUUCUUUUCCUCUUUCUUUUAGGGAUUUAUCCAAUCCAUCCAGUAGCUAGAGAAGCAGCACAAUCCCCAGAAACUCCAGUCUCCAACCAUGGCGUCUUCUAUCUCAACAUUCAGCAACCCUUCUUCUUCUUCCGUCAGCGCCGGCUUUCACGGUGAUAAGCUAUCUUCGUCUCUGUUUGGCGCCGGCAUCAGUAGCUUGUCUUCUCACCCCCGCGGGUCUCUUCAAUUCUUCCAAAUCUCGCCCUCCCGCCUCUCCCCCAGACCACUCUCUCUGCGGGCGAUGGCUCCACCAAAACCCGCCGGCGGCAAGGCUAAGAAAGUGGUUGGGCUCAUUAAGUUGGCUCUGGAGGCUGGAAAGGCUACUCCGGCGCCUCCAGUCGGCCCGGCAUUGGGUUCCAAAGGUGUCAACAUUAUGGCCUUUUGCAAGGAUUACAAUGCCCGAACUGCUGAUAAAGCUGGUUAUGUCAUUCCUGUUGAGAUUACCGUCUUCGAUGACAAGAGCUUCACUUUCAUUUUGAAGACACCCCCUGCUUCAGUUCUGUUGCUCAAGGCCGCAGGAGCGGAGAAAGGUUCCAAGGACCCGAAGAAUGAGAAAGUGGGUAUGAUAACCAUUGAUCAACUGCGGACAAUUGCUACAGAAAAGCUGCCAGAUUUGAACUGCACCAACAUCGAGUCUGCAAUGAAAAUCAUAGCGGGAACAGCAGCUAAUAUGGGCAUUGACAUUGAUCCCCCUGUUCUAGAACCCAAAAAGAAGGAACUAGUGUACUAGUUCUCUCUGUGCCCCACUUGGGGACUUGUAUUUGUUUUACCAUGUUUGUAUUCAGAAAUCAUCCGUUUGAGGCUUACAACUGUGUGAAAGUAGGGAAAUUAUGGAAAGGGCUUGGUCUAAAUUUGCUCAGUUGAGGUCGGCUCUGUUUAUAACGAGAGAGUUGUUCCUCGAACGUGUGGUGUAGUCAAUUUUUUCAGAUACCAUCGUUUGUUUUUUUCUUUUUUCUGCCAUAGUAACAGCCCAUGUUAAGAUUCUCUCUACCAAAUUCAAUAUGCAAACAGUGACAUGGUUCCCCCUCUACGAUAAACAAGGUAGCAAAUGCGAAUUGUCUGCAUUUUAACUCAUGCGUGCACAAAGCAGGACAGAGAUCAGACAAGAGUAUUAAAAUGUGAAGAGAAAACGGGCGCCAAAGGUUCUGAGGUUCACAUCAAACUACUCGAUUCUCCGAAGACCACAUAUUGUGAGGUAUCAUCCAACAAAAGGGAACAAUUUGG